ACCCCCACCCCCCCGCUGGGGAGAGGAGACCGCGCUCCGGGCUUUUCAGUUUUGAGAUCGGCAUCGUGGUGGGCAUCGGAGCAGCGCCGAGCUGGGGCCGACCGGUCUGGCAGCCUUCCGCUUCCUUCCCGGCUGGAUCGGUCCCUUAGCUACCGAUUAUGCCGCUGCCUGUGGCUCUGCAGACCCGUCUGGCCAAAAGAGGCAUCCUCAAACAUCUGGAACCUGAACCAGAGGAGGAAAUCAUCGCUGAAGACUAUGACGAUGACCCUGUGGACUACGAGGCCACCCGGCUGGAGGGCCUGCCACCAAGCUGGUACAAGGUGUUUGACCCUUCCUGCGGUCUGCCCUAUUACUGGAAUGUGGACACAGACCUCGUGUCCUGGCUCUCACCACACGACCCCAACUCUGUUGUGACUAAAUCUGCCAAGAAGCUCAGGAGCAGUAACACAGAUGCUGAGGAGAAGUCGGAAAGGAGCCACGAGAAGUCAGAGAGGAGCCAUGACAAGUCGGAGAGAAGCCAUGAGAAGUCAGAUCGGAGCCACGAGAAAUCAGAGCGAGAAAGAGAGCGUAGCUAUGACAAAGUGGAGAGAGAGAGGGAGCGGGAUCGGGACCGGGACCGGGACCGUGGCUAUGACAAGGCUGACCGAGAAGACGGCAAGGAACGACGCCACCACCGCCGGGAAGAGCUAGCUCCCUACCCCAAAAGCAAGAAGGCAGCAAGCCGGAAGGAUGAGGAGCUAGACCCCAUGGACCCCAGUUCAUACUCAGAUGCACCCCGGGGUACAUGGUCAACAGGACUCCCCAAGAGGAACGAGGCCAAGACUGGGGCGGACACGACAGCUGCCGGACCCCUGUUCCAGCAGCGGCCUUACCCGUCCCCCGGGGCUGUGCUCCGUGCCAACGCUGAGGCCUCGAGGACCAAGCAGCAGGACUGACCCUCUAGCAUAGUUUCCACAUACACAUUGUCACCCAGCAGUUUUGAAUAAUAAAAUCUUGGUCAGUGGA
This is a messenger RNA of Erinaceus europaeus (western European hedgehog), 1005 nucleotides long. It is a transcript of the gene PQBP1, whose product is annotated as polyglutamine binding protein 1. The record is from RefSeq and is a predicted model, not a curated record. The transcript is spliced from 7 exons. Gene Ontology annotation, molecular function: ribonucleoprotein complex binding; protein binding. Gene Ontology annotation, biological process: alternative mRNA splicing, via spliceosome. Gene Ontology annotation, cellular component: cytoplasm; nuclear body. Lineage: Eukaryota; Metazoa; Chordata; Mammalia; Eulipotyphla; Erinaceidae. The coding region runs from base 159 to 935 and encodes 258 amino acids.